GGCGUGCAACCGCACCCAAUAAAAGCGCUGAGGUCACAUGCAAGUGACGUAUCAUUAUUGCAUACAGUUGGCAUAUUUCGUGACAACGCAUAAUGGAUCUGUCGGGCAAACUUAUCAUUAAAGCACAGCUUGGAGACGAUUUGCGCCGGAUUCCAAUACAUAAUGAAGAAAUAACGUAUGAUGAACUUGUUCUGAUGAUGCAACGUGUCUUCAAGCAGCACAUCACGAAGGAGGAUGAGUUGUUGGUCAAAUACAAAGAUGAGGAUGGGGAUUUCAUAACAAUUGGGGAUGAGUCUGACUUAUCGCUUGCGAUCCAGUCCAGUAGAGUGUUGCAAAUCAAAAUUCUCGUUAUAGGGAAACCUGAAAUAUCGAAAUGUACUUUUCCUUCUAAAAACAAGAGGAGUGACGAAGGGAAGAUAUCUGAAUCAGGGGACCAGAUCUCACUAAUUUUUGAACUUCAACGGCUUGGUAAUCAUAUGCUUCACUUAGCCGAUCGAAUUCAGAAGAGUCUACAUCCAAAUGGUACUUUUCUGGAAUGUGUUCUGUUACUGAUUGUAGUCAGCUUGAUGAGAAAGUAGGUAAAACCGACUCAAUCCACAACCUGGAGCGUAAUAAUGAAUUCGACCCAUUAUCUAGUGUUCGACCUAAGAACAUUUCUUCGUCUCAUCCACCUACCUACCCAUCAAUACCAGCCGGAAAUUCAGAAGACACUUCGAGACCGAAAUCUCACGAAAAUCAUGUGAUUUCACAACCAAGUAUCUCAACAUCUGGAUCAUUAAACAAUGAGAGGACAAUCAUAUCUGAAAAAUCUGGUGAACAUGAAUCUGUGGAACUUCAAGCGGCAGUGGGAAAUAAGUCUGAUAUGAUCAUUGGUCAGUUAUCUACUUCAUCCACUCAUUCUAAUGUAGAAAAGAAUGCAUCAGUACUACAUAAUUGUGGUUCAACUGUACUGCCACCGCAAAGUCAACCGAACUCUUUAUCUAGUCCAUCUAAUAUACCGAAUUUCUACCAGCAAUCCUCGGGGCAUCCGAGCUAUCCUCCUAACCAAUCCACAAUGCAACCUCCAAUACCGUUAUCAACCCCGAGUAGUAAUGCACACCCACAACCUCCAGUUCAAGGCGGUGAUGUUGCCAGAUUGCCAGUGAUGUCUAGUACGUCAGUACCAACAUUGCCACAGCCAACUACUCAACCUUUCAGGCCUCUAGGUUCUGCCAAUUUACCACCCAACAUGGGCCCAUAUGCUCGGCAAAGCGGAAAUUUCCCAAACACUAACAGACCUAGUAAUAUGAUCAGUGCUCCUCCACACCCAUCAUCUAACAUCUUCACACCGGUAGUCCCACCUUGCGACCAGUCUGUUGGCUUAGGGACACCACAGCGACCGGUUUUGCAGCCUCCAUCUGGAUCGUCUAGAAAUUCUGUAACACAGAGUCAGCCGCCGGCUACAUCAGUGUUUCCACACGGAAUGUCCUAUCCACCGAUGUAUCCACCAUCAGUCGGUCAUCCCAGUCAAAGUAUGAACUCAGCAACAACAAGACCAACUGGCCCUCCGAAUCAAAGCCCUCUCAUGUCUGGUCCUUAUAAUUCUGUACAAUCUGGCAGUCCUCAUAUGCCACCACCACCUCCAAGCAAUAUUCUGCCGAAACCAGGACCACCAACAUCCAAUGAAACUCAUAGCUACUAUGCACCGUCUCUGAAUCAAUCAUAUCCUAAUUAUUGAUACUUACUUUUUUGUUGCAUUGUGCCAACAGUUUUAAGUUCUUAUUAUGAUGCCUAUACUUUGCAAUGUGAUAGUUCGGUUGUGGAAAAUGAUGUAAAAUUUUCCCAGUUCUCAUUUAUUUUUUGUUGCGAUUAGACAGCAGUUCCUCUCAAUUCUAAAUUUCAUUUUUCCUAAUGAUUUUUUUGGUGCUUUGAAUACUUGUUAGUUUGGAUUUGGUUAUGUGUGUAUUUCAGCUAGUGCUAUAUACAGAAAUUAAAAGUCGGGUAACGUUUUUCGUUUUUUCCAAUAUUUCCCAAAUCUUAAACUCUUUGCGACGUAGCCUCUGGAGUUGCAC
Heterobilharzia americana is the source of this 2051-nucleotide messenger RNA. Lineage: Eukaryota; Metazoa; Platyhelminthes; Trematoda; Strigeidida; Schistosomatidae. The record is from the annotation of a GenBank genome assembly.